GACAUCCCCAACAACUCCGCGAGAUGCUUCGGCCUGGGGUUUCCAAUCCGCCGGCAGCAGCGCCGGCGGCGACUCCCUCGCCGCGCCCUGUCCUGAAGGCGGCGGCCCUCGUACUCUUCCGCCUGCUCAGGAACACCGUGCUCUGCGUUUUCCUAGCUGCGUUCGGCACUUGCAGCCUGGGGAUCGCCAUCCACGUCCUCGGACGCCGGAUCUGCGGCGAGGGCUCCGCCGUGGAGGAGGCCGGCUGGGCCAUCCUUGUGAGAGCGAUGCGCUUGCUGCUGCGUCUGUUCCCACCUUUCUUCCCGCUGUUCACGAGUCGCUUGUAUGAGCAUGUCAUGUUCAUCGUCGAGAAAGGGACGGACAAGAAGCAGCAAUAUCCAGCGCGAGGUGCAGCACCUCUUCUAGGCAUUGUCAAGAUGGCCACAGUUUACAUGCUGCCUUUUGCUGCCCUUGCGAUUCUUGCUAUGUGGAUGAAACUAUAUGCUGAGGAAGGAUCUCCCGAAUGGAGGGUGGGUUCUAUACUCUUCGACAGUGCAAUGUUGGCUGGUUCUUUUGUAGCUGGCUUUCUUGCCGUGCUCAUACCGAGCAUGGCGAUCCUAGUGAUGCCUCCCAAGGCAAAGGGGAUGCAGUAAAUUUCUCAAGGGUUUCCAAUGGAAGGCGGUUUUCGAAAGGUGUUUACGAGUAACAACAAGACCCAGGGAUGCUACUGUGAGCAAUGUACCUCUCACCAUUUCUAACCUACUCUGGCAUGUUAUGCGACUUAAUUACCAACCACCUCUAGCUCCUAGAAUACAUGUAGCAUGCGUGCUGUGAUGCCAUCGUAAACUUGUCUUGGCACACGAUAAAUGUGCUGCCGAUAUCUCCUGGAUUUGCUCCUAAACUUCCUCAGCUCCUCGAAUAUUAGUAUGAUGAUUAUCUGUGCGAACUUGAUUAAAUACAUAGCUCUGUAUCUUGUGAUGAGUAAUUUAUUGCCCAUUUGGUUCAA
This is a messenger RNA of Lolium perenne, 985 nucleotides long. RefSeq lists its product as uncharacterized. NCBI's taxonomy places the organism in Eukaryota, Viridiplantae, Streptophyta, Magnoliopsida, Poales, Poaceae. The record is from RefSeq and is a predicted model, not a curated record.